AUGGAUUUUGCAUUAACUCCCGAUAUUAAGUCUAUUUUCCAAAAAGAUCUUGUUCUUACAGUAAUGAAGCGCAAUGCUCAAGCUCUAAUUAACAUGAUUCAGAGCGAAUCAAACCUAAUAAAUACUAUUCACCUAGCAUUAGCCAAUCCUGAUGAACUUGGCAAGUCCCUUCCACUAUAUAAAGGCUGCCUGAACUAUAUUAUCAAAGGGCCCCCUGAAAUACGCGAGUAUAUCGCGUAUUCUGCCGAAUUCAUAUUUUGUGUAAACACUUUCAUCUCCGAAAUUCAACAAAAAUCCGAAAAACAGAUUGUUGCCUUUCACAAUCUUAUUUCUUCAUUUUUAGAUCUUCAAAAUCUGAACAUUAUUUCCAGAAUCAAUAAUCCCUUCCCCUAUCUUCUUCCUUUCGUUUCGAAAUCAUGUAUUGGAUUCACAGUAACAAAAAUUUUACUUUCUUUUACGACAAUUCCUUCAGAAUACAUAGAUUCUUUUAUAGAAUACUUCCCCAAAGAAGAUUAUGCCAUUUAUUGGUUCAGAUCAGCUCUAAAUGAGAAGAAGUCACUAGUUUCACUUGAUGACGCCCCAAGAUUAGCAGAUUGUUUAUUAUCUCUUGCAAUUACGAAACAAAAGUCAAUUUUUACCAUCCAAUGCUACGAAAUAUGUUGGAUACUCAAGAAUUUCUCAUUAACAAACCAAUUACUUGAAGUUUUGCAGAAAUAUCUUGAAGAUCACGAUGAAAAGUGCAGUUUUGCCGUCAAACUGUUCAAUGACAUUUCCAUAGACAUGGUCUUCGAACUUCCAGAGAACAGCAUCUUAAACAACGCCAUAAUUUCAAAUUUCAAACAAUUAUCAAAAGAAGAGAAAGUUAAAAUGGUUGAAGAGUGUGAUCUGACCAAUAAAAUCAUAUCUCUCAGCCAAAGAAACGAAAGAUCUUCAGUUGUUUUCGAUCUUGGUGAAAAUUUGAAUUUACUUGGAAGUUCAUCGCCAAAACUACAAAGCCCUGCAUGGACACAACUCUGCAAAGAGUUGGUAGCUGUCAAACAGUCGAAAUCUCUCUCUCCUUACGGAGGACCAAUUAAAUCUAAACCAGAAACUACAGAACCUCCAAUUUGCAAACCAGCAUCUCCUGUAAUAUCUGGUCUGAAUAUUUUCAAGGCUGUCAGCUCUCCAAUUGUAGGAAGUCCUGUUUAUGUUCAAUUCGAACCAAUUUCAGUUAGAUACCAAUAA
Trichomonas vaginalis G3 is the source of this 1224-nucleotide messenger RNA. RefSeq lists its product as uncharacterized. NCBI's taxonomy places the organism in Eukaryota, Parabasalia, Trichomonadida, Trichomonadidae. The coding region runs from base 1 to 1224 and encodes 407 amino acids. The record is from RefSeq and is a predicted model, not a curated record. The transcript has a single exon.